AGGGGACCCGGUUCCUGCUUUCUGACCCAGUGGGCAGAGGGCGUGUUAAGUGCCAGAGACCUCGCUUCACAGUUCCUGCCCCUGAUGGAGCCGACCUUCAUUACAGUUAUGUGACCUUGAGCUAACCAGACAUAAAGCUUCGGCCUCAGCAUGUGCCUUCUUAGGCUCUUCCAGGCCUCGAAUCUCCAGGGGGCAUGGAGGGCCGCCCUCCGAAAGCAGGGCCAGAGCCAGCCCCCGGGACCCCACCGAUGGAUGCACUCUGGAGGCAGCCCCUUCAGAGCAGUGAUCUUUGACAUGGGUGGUGUUCUCAUUCCUUCUCCAGGGAGCUUGGCCCCAGCCUGGGAGGCUCAGAACAACAUCCCGUCCGGAACGAUACUGAAGGCCUUCAUUGCCGGGAGGGACAGUGGACCCUGGAUGAAGUUUAUGCGAGGGGAGUUAACGCCAGAGGAUUUCUUCCAAGAGUUCGGGAAGCUGUGUUCUGAAAUGUCUCGGACCACGGUGCCUGUGGACUCCUUUUUCUCUCUGCUGACCAGUGAACAAGUGGCCAAGCAGUUCCCAGUGAUGACCGAAGCCAUAUCCCAGAUUCGUGCAAAUGGCCUUCAGACGGCAGUCUUGAGCAAUAACUUUUAUCUUCCCAGUGGGAAAAGCUUUUUGCCCCUGGACCGGAAGCAGUUUGAUGUGGUCGUGGAAUCCUGCCUGGAAGGGAUCUGUAAGCCUGACCCCAGGAUCUACCAGCUGUGCCUGGAGCGGCUCGGUGUGCAGCCCUCCCAGUCGGUCUUUCUGGACGACCUGGGACAGAAUCUCAAAGCCGCAGCCAGCCUCGGGAUGCACACUGUGAAGGUCAACGACCCAGGCACUGCAGUCAAGGACUUAGAGGGCCUUUUGGGUUUUACGCUGAGAGCAGCUGUUCCGAACACUUGCCCAGUGAGGAAGACAAUGGAAAUAUCAACAGAUUCCUUGGAGCGGUACCUCAAAGGUGUCCUGGGGACCAAAGCCACAGGUCCGUUGGAACUCCGCCAGUUCAGUCAUGGGCAGUCAAACCCGACUUACUACAUCAGGCUGGCGGACCACCAGCUGGUUCUGAGGAAGAAACCCCCUGGGAAACUCCUUCCAUCAGCCCAUGCAGUAGAGAGGGAGUUCAGGAUUCUGAAAACCCUUUCCAGUGCUGGAGUGCCUGUCCCCAAAGUCCUGGACCUCUGUGAAGAUUCAAGUAUCAUCGGCACCCCCUUCUAUCUGAUGGAGUACUGCCCUGGACUCAUCUACAAAGACCCUUCUCUGCCAGGCUUGGAGCCCAGCCAGAGGCGGGCUGUCUACACUGCCAUGAACAGAGUCUUAUGCCAAAUUCACAGUGUGGACUUCCUGGCUGCAGGCCUGGGAGACUACGGCAAGCAAGGGGACUAUGUCCGGCGCCAAGUGCAGAUCUGGACUAAGCAGUACCGGGCCUCUGAGACCAGCACUGUCCCGGCAAUGGAGCGCCUCAUUGAGUGGCUGCCGGGACACCUCCCUGAGGAACAGCGGACCACGGUGGUGCAUGGGGACUUCAGGCUCGACAACCUGAUCUUCCAUCCGGAGAAGAACGAGGUGCUCGCUGUCCUCGACUGGGAACUGUCUACCCUGGGCGACCCCCUGGCGGACGUGGCCUACAGCUGCCUGGCUCACUACCUGCCAUCAGGUUUCGCAAUGCUCCAAGGUCUGAGUGGCCGCGACCUGAGUCAGCUGGGGAUCCCUGCGGCAGAGGAGCAUUUCAGGAUGUACUGUCAUCACAUGGGGAUCCCACUGGUGGAGAACUGGAACUUCUACAUGGCCUUCUCCUUCUUCCGCGUGGCCGCCAUCCUGCAGGGGGUCUACAAGCGCUCGCUCACAGGGCAGGCGAGCUCAGCCACGGCUGAGCACAGCGGGAAGCUGGUGGAAUUUACGUCAAACCUGGCGUGGGACUUUGCCGUCAAAGAAGGGUUCCGGGUUUUCAAGGAGAUGCCAGCCACGAGGCCAUCGUCGAGGUCCUUUCACACCUGGGCCAGCGCACAGACCCUGCUGCGCACCACAGGCGUGAGGUGCUACAGCUCCUUUCCAGAACCUUCCAAAGGAGCCCUGGUCAUCUCCCCCGAGGGCCUGCCCCGGCCUGUCCAGGAGCUGUACCACCAGCUCUCACGCUUCAUGGAACAGCAUGUGUACCCCGUGGAGCAGGAGCUGCGGGACCACCAGACCUCGGCGCAGCGGUGGACUCCCUCCCCGUUGAUCGAGGCCCUCAAGGAAAAAGCCAAGGCAGAAGGACUCUGGAACCUAUUCCUACCCUUGGAGGCAGAUCCUGAGAAAAAGUACGGGGCAGGCCUGACCAACGUGGAGUAUGCACACUUGUGUGAACUCAUGGGCAUGUCCGUGUACGCCCCGGAGGUCUUUAACUGCUCGGCUCCGGACACGGGGAACAUGGAGCUUCUGGUCCGGUACGGCACGGAGGAGCAGAAGGCCCGCUGGCUGGUGCCUCUGCUGGAGGGCAGGGCCCGCUCCUGCUUUGCCAUGACAGAACCCCAGGUUGCUUCUUCUGAUGCAACCAACGUCGAGUCUUCCAUCCGAGAGGAGAAGGACUGCUACGUCAUCAGCGGUCACAAGUGGUGGAUCUCAGGCAUCCUGGAUCCUCGCUGCCAGCUCUGCGUGUUUAUGGGGAAAACAGAUCCGCAGGCCCCACGCCACCGACAGCAGUCUGUGCUCCUGGUCCCCAUGGAGACUCCGGGGAUCAAAGUUGUCCGGCCCCUGACGGUGUACGGGCUGGAGGAUGCCCCAGGUGGCCAUGGUGAAGUCCUGUUUGAAGAUGUGCGCGUGCCCAAGGAGAACAUGGUUCUUGGCCCUGGCUGUGGCUUCGAGAUUGCUCAGGGCAGGCUGGGCCCCGGCAGGAUCCACCACUGCAUGCGGCUGAUUGGGAUGUCCGAGAGGGCGCUGGCACUCAUGAAGGCCCGCGUGAAGUCCCGAGUGGCCUUCGGGAAACCCCUGAUGGAGCAGGGCACCAUCCUGGCCGAUAUCGCCCAGUCAAGGGUGGAGAUCGAACAAGCCCGGCUGCUGGUGCUCAAAGCCGCCCACCUCAUGGACAAGACUGGAAACAAGGCUGCAGCCCUGGACAUUGCCAUGAUUAAAAUGGUGGCCCCGUCCAUGGCCUGCCGAGUGGUUGAUCGUGCGGUUCAGGCCUUCGGAGCAGCAGGGCUGAGCAGCGACCACCCGCUGGCUCAGUUCUUCGCCUGGGCGCGGGCACUGCGCUUUGCUGACGGCCCCGAUGAGGUGCAUCAGGCAGCCGUGGCCAAGAUGGAGUUGAGGCCCCACACUUAGGUCUGCGGGACUGUGGGCCCAGGGUGGCUUCACUGGGCCGGCAGCCUCCCAUAGCUCAAGACCGCCUGGUGUGAAAUGCCCUUUGUGUCACCAAAGUCUCCUGGGGUAGUCCCUGGGCCCUCACCCUCUCAUUCAAGCCCUGUGUCUGGAUUUCAGGCGGGGCCUGGGGCUUGGGGUGGGUCACAGCUGGGAAGCUGGUCUUCGGGCACUGUGGCAGGUGAGGCUGUGGGAAUCCUGCGGAGGCCUAUUUCCUAUGGGUCCCUCUGACUGUCCCAGGGCCAGAGUACUCUGGGAGAUGGCGUGAAACCCCAACCUUGCAGAGCAAUAAUUCACACGUGAUUCUGGAAAAGGGGCUUUGGGAACACAAAAGAAUAAAAAAUACAUAUAUUUUUAAUGUA
Messenger RNA from Echinops telfairi (small Madagascar hedgehog), 3713 nucleotides. RefSeq names its product acyl-CoA dehydrogenase family member 10 (gene ACAD10). NCBI's taxonomy places the organism in Eukaryota, Metazoa, Chordata, Mammalia, Afrosoricida, Tenrecidae. The record is from RefSeq and is a predicted model, not a curated record. Bases 151 to 3315 code for a protein of 1054 amino acids. Gene Ontology annotation, molecular function: oxidoreductase activity, acting on the CH-CH group of donors; flavin adenine dinucleotide binding. The transcript is spliced from 21 exons.